Archocentrus centrarchus (flier cichlid) is the source of this 2649-nucleotide messenger RNA. Its product is annotated as eosinophil peroxidase-like. The record is from RefSeq and is a predicted model, not a curated record. The transcript has 14 exons. NCBI's taxonomy places the organism in Eukaryota, Metazoa, Chordata, Actinopteri, Cichliformes, Cichlidae. Gene Ontology annotation, molecular function: peroxidase activity; protein binding; heme binding. Gene Ontology annotation, biological process: response to oxidative stress.
AUGAAUCGGUUUCUGUGCCUACUGGCUGUAGGCCUCUACCUGUGCUUGCAAUGCCAGGUUAAUGAAGCACAUUUGAGCCGGAGCUACAUUGAAAAAACUGUGCUGGCAGCAAAGGCCAAAGUGGACGCAGCCUAUCGGUAUUCAAGGCAACAGAGCGUGGACCGUGUGAGGAGGGACGCACGUUACGAGGAUGUCGUGCGGCUAAUGAAGCAGCCCAGAGGAGUCUCCCGCAUUGUUGUGCGCUCUGCUGAUUACCUGGCUACCUCUUUGCAAAUGAUCACUGAUAAUCUUGAAAGGCGUCACAAACGCUCCAUCAAUGCCACAGAUUUGCUCUCUGAUCAAGAUCUGCAGACCCUCAUUGGUCUGACAGGCUGUUCUCCACGUCAGCGCAUCCCUGCUUGUGAGACGACUCAAAAUUUGCAGGCGUAUCACAGUGCAAGCGGUGUCUGCAACAACAGGAGAAACACCCGCUGGGGGGCCUCCAACAUACCUUUUCUCCGCUUGCUCCCUCCUGUGUAUGAGAAUGGUUUUUCUACACCUAAAGGCUGGACCCCUGAGCGUCCUAUCAAUGGUCAUGUUCUUCCCCUGGUAAGAGACGUGUCCAACCGCAUUUUGGCAACAGCGAACUCUGAAGUGGAGAACGACCCACUCUACACUUUCCUGGUGACAAUUUUUGCCCAGCUCAGUGACCACGAUUUGACCUUCACCCCUACCUCUCCAUCUAUUACCACAUUCAGUGACGGCAUCAACUGUGAAAUGAGUUGUGUGCGCAAAGACCCCUGCUUCCCCAUUCCAAUUCCCAGCAGUGACCCCCGGUUUGGCAUUAAUUCAAAGGAGUGCUUGCCCUUUACUCGGUCAGCACCAGCGUGUGGCUCCGGAAACAAUUGCUUGAACCUCGGCGCGAGCACUGUCCGUCAGCAGAUCAACACUCUCACGGCCUUCGUUGAUGCAAGUCAGGUCUACGGUUCAGAUGAUGCCAAAGCUCGCUCCCUCCGGGACUUCUCCACAGAUGAGGGUCUUUUGAGAGUCAACAGGCAAUUCAAUGACAACGGCCGUGAGCUUCUGCCCUUUGCCACAGGGAGCACCAAUCCGUGUGCCACCCGAGCUCGCAUUACCGAUGAUACCACUGCCCAGGAGGUGCCCUGCUUUGUCGCUGGUGAUGACCGCUCAAAUGAGAACAUUGCACUGACCUCUCUGCACACACUCCUGCUGCGUGAGCACAACCGACUGGCACGCGCUCUGGUCCUCCUCAAUCCACAGUGGAAUGGAGAGAGACUCUACCAGGAGGCCCGCAAGAUCGUGGGUGGAUAUAUGCAGGUGAUCACAUACAGAGACUUCUUACACCACAUUGUAGGCCCAGACUUCAUUUCCAGGCAGUUGUCCACCUACCCCGGUUAUAAUAGCAAUGUGGAUCCCAGCAUCGCCAACGUGUUUGCCACAGCUGCUUACCGUUUUGCUCACAUCAUGAUUCAGCCUUUCAUUUUCCGUCUUAAUGAGAUGUACCAGGAUCACCCUCAGUACCCCAGCCCACUGCUGCACAAAUCCUUCAAUGCACCAUGGAGGGUCAUCUUUGAAGGUGGUGUGGACCCUAUCUUAAGAGGACUGGUGGGUCGCCCAGCUAAGCUGGGGACUCAGCAGCACUUGUUGAGCGAUGAGCUGAGGGACAGGCUGUUUAAAUUCUCCGCUAGGUUGGCUCUGGAUCUGGGUUCGCUGAACAUGCAGAGAGGAAGAGACCAUGGACUCCCUGGUUACAACCAGUGGCGCAAGUUCUGUGGACUGUCACAGCCACAAAAUCUUAAUGAACUGGCUACAGUGCUGAAAAACACAGAUCUGGCCAGGAAGCUCCUGCAUCUUUAUGGCACCCCUGACAACAUUGAUGUGUGGCUGGGAGGCGUAGCAGAGCCAUUUGUCCAUGGAGGAAGAGUGGGACCCCUGUUUGCUUGCCUGAUUACAAAUCAGUUCCAAAGGAUUCGCCAGGGAGACAGACUUUGGUGGGAGAAUGAAGGAGUCUUUACUGAGGCUCAGAAGAGCUCACUGAGGAACGUAUCACUUGCCCGUAUAAUCUGUGACAACACUGGUAUCACUGAAGUCCCUGAAAAACCUUUCCUGUACCGGCCUCGAGGGUCUGGCUACACCCAGUGCCACUGCAUUCCCGCCUUUGACCUCAGUCCAUGGAAGGAGGGGGGUAAGUUCUGAAAUUCACAAGGCCCAUGUGGACCUCCAGGGCCUCAAGGACCACCUGGCCCCGAGGGCCACACUGGACCUCCUGCCAACCAACAGAAAGCUGCUUUCUCAGUGAAACUCGGCAGCAGCUCCCCCAAAGCUCACUCACCGAUCAUUUUCCGUGAUGUAAUCUACAAUGGACAGAACAGCUAUAACACUAAGAAUGGGCAGUUUACAUGUAAUCAGCCAGGUGUUUAUGAGUUUGACUUCAGCCUCACAAUCAACAAGAAUGCUGCUGCUGUUGAUCUGCUGAAAAACGGACAGCUUGUUCUGCACGCAUACACCACAAAGCAUACUGGUUACCUGAUUGCCAGUGGCAGCAUUAAUGUUCGGCUUAGCAAGAGCGACAAGGUCUGGCUGGUUAUAAACCAGGGUGGUAAUAUCAUCAGUAGUGACAGCUACUUCAACGGGCAUCUGCUGUUUUAA